AUGGUCUCCUUCACCAACCUGCUCACCGCAGGCCUGUUGGCCACCACCACCCUUGCUGUGCCCCACAACAUGCACAAGCACAAGGUGCACAAGCGCUCCACCACCAAGCGAGGAGCCGCCUACAACGACGUCUCCACCGUGGACACCCUCGCCAGCUCCGGCACCAUCGGCUGGGCCUACGACUGGGUUUACACCAUCGAUCCCGGCCUGCCCUCCGGCGUGGAAUACGUUCCCAUGCUAUGGGGCGCCACCUUUUUCUCGGGCUGGGUCUCCGCCAUCGAAACUAUCCUCGCCAGCGGAAGCGACUACAUCCUCGGAUUCAACGAGCCUGAUAAUUCUGCGCAGGCUAACAUGAGCCCCUCCGAGGCUGCGGCAUACUACCUGGAGUACAUUACCCCGUACUCUGGAUCCGCGAAGCUGAUCUCUCCCGCCGUGACCUCGUCUACUACUUCCGGAGAGGGAUUGAGCUGGUUCGAGGAGUUCAUGUCUGACUGCUCUUCGUGCGGUAUUAGCGGAUUGGCGGUGCACUGGUACGGCGAUUCGAUUGAUGACUUCGAGUCUUUUGUCCAGCAGGCUGUUAGCACGGCUGCUGCGUACAGCUUGGAUGAGGUGUGGGUUACUGAGUUUGCGCUCAGUGCUGAUACCUCUGGUGUCGCUGAUCAGUCUACUACUGCGGAGUUUGUUACUCAGGCUCUUACCUUCAUGGAUGCGCAGACUAACGUUACUCGCUACUCGUACUUCUACUGUGCUGAGGACUAUCUGCUUACUGAUGGUGCGCUGAACUCUGUUGGUGAGGCUUACGCCUCGACUUCUGACUAG
Messenger RNA from Penicillium odoratum, 819 nucleotides. Its product is annotated as glycoside hydrolase family 128 protein. Gene Ontology annotation, cellular component: fungal-type cell wall. Gene Ontology annotation, biological process: fungal-type cell wall polysaccharide metabolic process. The record is from RefSeq and is a predicted model, not a curated record. Bases 1 to 819 code for a protein of 272 amino acids. The transcript has a single exon. NCBI's taxonomy places the organism in Eukaryota, Fungi, Ascomycota, Eurotiomycetes, Eurotiales, Aspergillaceae.